Molecule: messenger RNA, 439 nt
Organism: Acanthisitta chloris (rifleman)
Lineage: Eukaryota; Metazoa; Chordata; Aves; Passeriformes; Acanthisittidae
Gene: ATP5PF
Product: ATP synthase, H+ transporting, mitochondrial Fo complex, subunit F6
Exons: 3
Coding region: 16-339 (107 amino acids)
Biological process (GO): proton motive force-driven ATP synthesis
Molecular function (GO): proton transmembrane transporter activity
Source: RefSeq, a predicted model, not a curated record
AGCAGUAGUGCCAUCAUGAUCCUGCGGCAGAUCCUGCGGCUUUCCUCCCUCUUCCGCUCCGCUGUCUCCAUCCACCUGCGCAGGAACAUAGGGCUCUCGGCCAUUGUCUUCAACAAGACAAAAGAGCUCGACCCAGUCCAGAAGCUGUUCUUGGACAAGAUCAGAGAGUACAACACGAAGAGCAAGCAAGCUGGAGGGCCUGUGGAUGCUGGACCUGAAUUCCAGAAAGACAUGAAUGAAUCUCUUGUCAGACUCCAACGGGCAUAUGGUGAGGGAGAUCUAACCAAGUUUCCAGAAUUCAAAUUUGAGGAGCCCAAAUUUGAGGAGAUUCUAAAGUGAUCUCUCCAGGUUGUACACCAAACAGCAGUACAUCCAAUGGAGUUACUGAACAUGGCACCAAUCGUAACUUAAUAAACACAGAGUUGCAGGUUGAUUUCAA